Chara braunii is the source of this 756-nucleotide messenger RNA. Lineage: Eukaryota; Viridiplantae; Streptophyta; Charophyceae; Charales; Characeae. The record is from the annotation of a GenBank genome assembly.
CACACACACACACACACACCUUUUUGCUUCAGUCUAUCCAUCCGGGAGUUGAGUUUCAGCGGAUCAGCAUAUGGGAGCAAACCAGAUGAAUCCCUUUGCAUUACUUCUAUGCAUCACCGACGAUACCAUUAUGUCCUCAAAGCACUUCAGGUUUUUGACAGUGGAAGAUGUGGGGGAUUCAAAACUCAUUGCGAAACCGUUGGUGCUGACAAGGCUAGCGCAUUUCCUUCUGGAUGCCCUUCGGGAACAGGGACGGGCCUCAAAGCCGCUCUCCAUCGCAGCAAUUGUCCCGGGGUCAGACAAAGCACUAGUAGUCGGCGUGACGCAUCGGCCACGACUCGGAGAUCGUUCUGGAAACAAGUUUGGCAUCUACUUCCGAAAAGCGGCGGAGAUGUGGGGAGGUGAUUUUAAGCAAGACGGUUUCGAAUCAUGCUGGUUAUGGCUCUGUUCGAAGGAAACCAGCAAGUUCUGGGACAUUCUUCAAGAUCAGUGGAUGUGAGAGAUGGUGUUUUUUUUUUUUUCUUCUUCUUCUUCUUCUUCUUCUUCUUCUUCUUCUUCUUCUUCUUCUUCUUAUUUCCAUGCAGCAUGCGGCCGCCCCUGCAGUCAACGUCACGUCAGGCUUUCCUUGCUGAUGGCAGGAUAUCUGACUAAGCCGUCGAUACCAUACGCUCUGCAGUGGCGACGAAGCUGCCGUCCACGGAACGGCCGCCUUUUCUAGUCUUCUACUGUCUACACAAGUAAAUGUGCUCAACUUUU